AUGGGCUUUGGCAAAGACUUUGUGGCUGCGCAGUACCCGCCUUGGGCUGCACACUACGUUCCUUAUGACAAGCUCAAGUCGCUGGCGACUGUUCGGGCUGCUUCGGGGCUGACCCCGGGUGACACCGCGCGCUCGCCGCCGCGCUCGCACCUGCUGACAGCCGACCUGUCCUCGCCGCCGCAGUCUGGCGACGGUGCCGACGACGGACGGAAGGAGGCAUUCUUCUCAGCGGUCACGGCCACGCUGGAGAGCCUCAACCAGUUUGUUGUCGCCACCAAGGAGGAGCUCUUUGCGCAGCUGCAGGAUCUGUACUCUGAGCUGCACUCCGAGUCUGUGCCGCCAACAACAGGCUCGCCGGCGUGGAUGGUGCGGGUGCGGCUACUCGACGCCGCGGCUCACUUUGUCUCGUUUGUCCCUCUCAACGCGUCAGCGGUGAUGCGAGCCAUGCGGAAGCACGACAAGGCGACCGGCGCGGUCACCGCCCUUCCGUUCAAGAAGCACAUUCUGGAGGUUCAGCCGUUCUACCGCACAGACCUCCGCGAGCUGGUCGCUGUUGCCUCGGCCUGCCGCGAGCUGAUGAUGCUCGACGGCGCCGAGGGCACGCCCGGCGCCGAACACGUCGACGCCCACGGGCGUAGCUCGGGCACCUCGACGCCGCGUGCCCCGCAUCAGGGCCUCCAGCUGCGGGUCAAGGAACGCUCGCUGUCGCCGGGUGAGGCGACCGUCACUACAAGCCUCGAGCAGGUUGCCGAGCGGCUGCACUCGCUCGUCGACCGCUCCGAGAGCGAAGACUACAACACCCGGACCGUUCUCGGCGCCGGCGCGUCGUCCGGCGCCGCCUCGUCGCUCGAGUCAGGCCCGGCCUCGCCGCUCAAGACGUCGACAACGUCGUCCGGCUUGCAGACAACCGCCUUUCCGCCUACAAGCGUACCGCUAGCGAGCGGCAAGAGUGGCGUCGGCGACGGGUCCGGCGCUCCGCUCGUCCGCUCCAUCUCCAAGCAGUCGAUUGUCGGCCUCCUCCACCACGAGACCGUCCAGCCGACUGCGCCCGGCGGCGACGUUGAGCUUGUAUGCUCGUUUCCCGAGUGCGCCCAGCAGUUUGAUAGCCUCGAGCAGCUGCAGCACCACGUCCUCGUCCACGCCACCGACCUCGCGGCGUUGGAGCCGACCUCGGCGUCGACGUUCCUGGCUGUCGACGGGCCUGACCUGCGGGUCCACGCCGAAUCCGAAGACGUUGUCGGCGCCAUGGUUGUCUCGUCACUCGAGUCGCCGCGCCGCCGCCGCCGCCUGGUCUUGGCCGGCCUUGCCGGCGACGACGGCGAGGUAGCCACAGUUGCUUCCACUGCCGCCGCCGCUGCCGCCAGUCUCGCCUCGGGCGACGACGACGAUGGCGUCGAGGACGACGAGUUUGAUCGCGAGCCCGAACGGCCGGGCUCGUCGAUCGACGCUUACCGCUACGGGACAAGCUCGGAGCGGUCGCACGCUCACGCGCUGUCGUACUCGGAUGGGUACCGGUCGCCGACGGGCUCCGACUCGUCAGGUGUGGCGGCGUCAGACAAUCUGCCGCCGUCGCGGACCAUGGGCGGAGUCGCCGCGUUUGUGCCCGCCGCCAGCGUCUCUGCCGGUGAGCUGGCGUCCAACGACCUCGCCAACAGCUCGCGCACGGGUGAGUCGAACGUCCACAACGAGAGCAUGGCCGCCACUGACGGCGGUGUGCCGCUGCUGGGCGAGCCGACACCGACCCGUCGGGCCCGGAUGCUGGCCAAGUCGGGCGCGACCGGAAACUCACUCUCUGACGUCACUGCGUCGGAAAGCCACGGCCGUGUGCGCUACGGCUACCGUGACGCGGACGAAUACUAUAUCGAAGAGUUCGGCUCGAGCCGGUUUACUCGCGCUGUCUCACGCUCGCGCUCGCCGUCGCGGACUCGCGCCGCCCGCCUCUCGGCACGCGCCGCUGCCAUUGCCGAGCACGCUCCGCCCGGCGAAGGCGACACGGUUGUUGACGACGACGAGUUUGAGGCCGCGGACGGCGACCCGUACCCGGACGUGACUACUGUCAGCUCGCCACAGGGCGGCGAGUCGCCGGUCACUCCGCAAGUUGUGCCGGUCGCCGGUGUCAUCAUGCCGCUCGACUCGGACGACGUUGCUGAGCUCGCCACCCGCUCGCGGGCCUCAAGCAUGGCCUCUGGCGGAGACGGCGGUUCGUCUCUCGGCGCUGUCUUUCCCACCACCAGCUCUACUGACGCCGAUGCCGCUGACGGUCUGGCGGUCGAAGUUGGUGGCGUGUGUGCCACCGCUACCGACGACGACGACGACGACGAUGAUGACGACGAGUGGCAGGCCACCGAGCCCGGCUCCGAGUCGUCGGACCGGUACUCGAUUCACGCACGGUCGCCAAUGGACGAUCUUGUGCCUGCUUCGGGCCUGCCGGUGGCAUACGCCCGCGAUCUUGACCGGCCGGCGCGCCACCACAAGUCGCAGGCCAAGUCGUUUACCAACUCGUCCAAGAGGAGUUCGGUGAUGAACGAGGGUUCGGUCCGGUGGGGGUAAACCAAGGCCUCGCCCAAUGUCGCGCUACACCACGUCGUCGGCCGACGACGACGACGAGUCGUCGGCAUAGGCAUCGGCAACAACCAGCGGGAGUGCAGA
Messenger RNA from Thecamonas trahens ATCC 50062, 2649 nucleotides. RefSeq lists its product as uncharacterized. The coding region runs from base 1 to 2550 and encodes 849 amino acids. The transcript is spliced from 2 exons. Gene Ontology annotation, biological process: cellular response to phosphate starvation. NCBI's taxonomy places the organism in Eukaryota, Apusomonadida, Apusomonadidae. The record is from RefSeq and is a predicted model, not a curated record.